AUGCAUCCAGAAACUCAAUUAUCCUACGAUUCGCAGAAAGCUCUGAUCCGUCACAUGUCAACCGACCAGAGGUAAACCACUAUUGUACACUUCAAAAAAUCAAUCCAUUUCCAGACUGAAAACGUUGAAACGAAUUCGAUCGAAGAGCUGGAGGAUUGCGAACGGAGCGAUUCCGUGGAAGUUCGAUACUGUGGGCCUGUCGGGAAAGUGUUUGCAGUUGAAUGGAACGCGCUGGUAUCUCGAUUUUGUUUUUUCUGAGGAAAAUCCUAAUCCCAAUUCCAAUCCCAAUCCUGAGGAGCAGAAAAGUACGAGCCUUUUGUCCCAGUUCAUACAAUAAUCUCCAAUAUUCUUCAGGAUCCCGCCAGGCGGAUCGUCUCGUCGAGAACAAGACAAAAGUAAGAGUGUCACGUGGUGGCAUCAGCCGGGAGUACAUAGUCCCGUUAUGCCUGGCUGACGUCAUCAAACAGUGGAUGAGGAUGUACCUCCAGAACGGAACCGUCAUCCGAGACUUGAACGUGUCCGAUCUCACAGAGUCGGUGCCACGUGGCGCCAAAUGGAACGUCACCAAUUUUGUGGGUCUGAUGUUUAGUGGAUGGCAGUACGUGCACCCGGCCAUCAGGCACAAUCAACUCGAAACGGUCACCAUCUACCACAUGUUCAGUCAGGGUUAUUAUUUCAAAGAACCAAUGAUCCGUGGCGCCAAGAAGCUCGUGAUCAAUUGUGAAUUCAUUCCGACGCCCGACAAUACUCGAUUGGCGAUAGAAGGGCUCGAAGAUCUUCACUGUCAGCAGCUGCUCUUCGAGAACGGAGCUCCGGCGGAUGUGGUACUCAUCGGACUGGCAAUGGUCAGUUGGAAACGUUUGUCAGAGUAUGAAAUGUCAGUUUUCAGAAAUGGAUCGCUCAAAAACGAGCUGUCGGAACAAGUCUAAUCUUGCAUAAAGUGGACGUGGACGUUCUUCUCAGGCCGGGCUACAUAAUGCUGAUGCACUACAACGCAUUCUCCAGCCGAAUGAGAGAGGACCGAGAGUGAGUAGAUUCUCAGAUUCCUCCUUUCUUUGUGUUCUACAAAUAAGCUUCAGAUUCUUUCCGACAUUCACUCGUCCCAUCGACGACGCUUCGGAAUUGGUGAUAAAAGUGUCGAGACUAGGACAACCGGAGCAGGAAAACUUUCAGUUGGAGAUGAAGGUUCACCCGAAAGGAACUACGAUUCCACGCCCGGUUCGAAUUCCCAACUGAACACUUUCACUUUGUUUUCUGAGAAAAAUGCAUUAUUAUUAUUAUUAUUAUUAUUAUUAUUAUCAUUCUUGUGUGUUCGCGGGUUUUUGCUGUUGAAACGGGGAUAUUAAGGAAUAAAUAUGUGAACUUUCAAACUGUUUCCACAAUCGAGCAAUCCGUGAUGCCCCUACCCCGUCUCGUUUGUAUUCCGUCCAGGUGUGUAAGGUACGCAAACACUGGACUCUACGCGCAACGAUAACUCAUCCUUUCUCAUCUCAUUGUAAACGAGGUUCUCAACUGUUUUUAAGGUUUUUAAAUGUUGGUCAACUCGGAUAAUAAAAAAGGCCUGGUUUUUAACCUACAAUAUCAGUAGUAUCUGCAAAACUCUUCUCUGCAACUCUGCACUUUAAUAGAAAACUUACAAGAUUUCACAAUGUUACGCGCAGUUGUUUCAGGCUCAAAUGACUGCCAAUCGACCGGUCGCCUAUCAGGCAUUGAAAGCGAUUCUGGAGCAGUCGACGUUGGUGCAGAGGUGAGCUAUAUCAACCCUACAAUAGCUAUUAUCGUUUUCAGAAAGCAACUCGCUCGCCACAUUCCCUCCAUCCGACCUACCGACGCCGUCAUUCCUCUCGACCUGGACUCGGUCCAUUUCUACGAACUAGACUUUGAAGUCAACGAACAGAAAUGGGCGUUCGAAUGGAUUCGAGAGCAGAACGAUGACGUCAUUCAGUUCAUGCCCGGAGUGUGCGGACUGACCAUCAGUUCCCCCGGUCCGCGUAGGUUCCACAUGCGGGUUCAAUUGGAACCCCUUGCGGCCCUGGAAAAGCUGAUGAGAAGUUACCUGAGGAAGGGAACGCACGUGAAAACGGUGGUGCUUUGGUACAUCCCUGAUAAUCUUUCGGAUGACUAUAAAAUCAAAGUGGACAAAGUCAAGUUGGAGAAUUGCAACUACGAUAACUUCAAGAGACUGCUUCCGAUCAUUGAGCCGACGGAGCAGCUCAAGUCUAUCAAAUUUAUUGUCAGGCAGGAGACGUUGAAGAUGUUCGAGGAGCCAAUGGUACCGUGUUUUUUAAAAAAGUUACUAUAACCGUUUUCCGGUUUUGCAGGUAAUUAACAGUCAGAAGAUCCGUUUGCAGUUCCCCUACUACAACUCGCAACCGAUUGACAACAUUUUCCUGAAUCUUCAGAACCGCGAAAUCCACGUCAUCCACAUCAACUUUCCGAUUGCCGAAGUGCAGAAACUGGCUACGGUAGGUCAUGUCUCAUGUUGUAUAGUAAUAGAAAGUAAUAACAUUUUAGCAUUGGAUCCGAACCCAACGCGCAGUGGGCUCUAAAUUCUAUUUAUGGGUUGAGGAGUAUUCGUACGUGCUCGAUGUCAUGGAACUGAUGGCCACGGAAAUCGAGGCGAUUCCUUCGAGAGUUAAGGAACUAGGGUCAGUUUUUUCGUCCGGGACACUUUGCAACUAGAUGAAAUCCUUUCAGAAACAGUUACUUCGCUCACUGCGUUACCCUUCCAAUCAACGCUUGCUCCGAGUUGGUUAUCAACGGCGCCGGCAUGAAAUCCAAAUGGCCACCGUUCCGUUGGACGUUCAAAAUGGAAGUGAUGGCCAGAGGAUCGACCAUUCCCAAGUCGAAACCAGAGUAA
Messenger RNA from Caenorhabditis sp. 36 PRJEB53466, 2860 nucleotides. Lineage: Eukaryota; Metazoa; Nematoda; Chromadorea; Rhabditida; Rhabditidae. The record is from the annotation of a GenBank genome assembly.